This is a messenger RNA of Clupea harengus (Atlantic herring), 2594 nucleotides long. Its product is annotated as neurofilament medium polypeptide-like. Gene Ontology annotation, cellular component: neurofilament; axon. The record is from RefSeq and is a predicted model, not a curated record. The transcript is spliced from 5 exons. Lineage: Eukaryota; Metazoa; Chordata; Actinopteri; Clupeiformes; Clupeidae. Gene Ontology annotation, biological process: axon development; intermediate filament bundle assembly. Gene Ontology annotation, molecular function: structural constituent of postsynaptic intermediate filament cytoskeleton. The coding region runs from base 159 to 2381 and encodes 740 amino acids.
CCUGCACUCUAUUGAUUUAUGAAUGGAAGCAGGGGCAGGACUAUAAAUACAGCGGAGCACCAGUCCACCACAUCUCCACAAUCUCACCGCAGUCUUCCACUUGCCUUCUGUUCAGGACACACCGGCACACCGAGAGCACGCACACCGGGAGCUGCACAAUGGAUGUCAUAGGGGCUUCAUCCCGCAGAAGAAUGCUCGAGACACGGGGCAUCCGCGCCUCCCCAUCUGCCAGCCUCAGGUCUUACUCCUGGUCUCAGAGAGCCCCCGGCUCCACGUCCAUGUCCUACAAAAGAGCCACCAACGUGCCAGCAAGCAGGGCAUACACGAGCGCGUCCGCAGCAGUCUUAGCCACGCCAGGCAGCCUAGAACUCUCAUCCGCGCUCAAUGCCGACCACGCGCGCAACAACGAGAAGGAACAGCUUCAAGGGCUGAAUGACCGAUUCGUCAGUUAUAUUGAUAAAGUCCGUUAUCUGGAAGAGCAGAAUAAACUGCUGGAGACUGAAAUUCAAGAACUCCGGCAGAGAAAGUUCACGCAGUCAAAACUUAGUGAUGCAUUCGACCAAGAGCUGAGUGAACUCCGUUCCACGCUAGAGCAGCUGCACAGAGAGAAGGCUCAGAUCAUUGUUGAUGCAGAUAACAUCGAAGAAGACAUUCACCGUCUGAAAAAUCGCUAUGAGGAUGAAGCACGCCUUAGAGAAAAAACGGAGAUUGCAAUCCGGGAACUGAAUCAGGAAAAAGAAAACUCGGUUCUGAUUAAAUCGGACCUGGAGAAAAAAGUUCAGUCUCUCUUGGAUGAAGCAGACUUCCUGCGCAGUAACCACGAAGAGGAGGUCGGCGAACUCCUUGCUCAGCUCCAGGAGGCGCAGGUGCCUGUGGAUAUGAGGGAGUUCAGUAAAACGGACAUCACAUCCGCGCUCCGGGAAAUCCGCGCGCAACUGGACGGCCUCUCCUCACAAAACCUGCAUCAAGCGGAAGAGGUGUUCCAGUGCCGCUAUGCCAAACUUUCGGACGCGGCAGAUCAGAACAAGGACGCGAUCAAAUCUGUUCGGGAUGAGAUCGCAGAUUAUCGCCGGCAGUUGCAGGUGAAGAAUGUCGAACUGGAGGCUCUCCAUGGCACGAAGGACUCCCUGGACAGACAGCUGAAUGACACUGAAGACCGUCAUAACAACGACCUAGGCAGCUACCAGGAUAUGAUCCAUCAGCUGGACAGCGAGCUGAAGGGAAUGAAGAGGGAGAUGUCUCACCACCUCAGGGAAUACCAGGAUCUGCUCAAUGUCAAGAUGGCUCUGGAUGCUGAGAUCGCUGCCUACAGGAAUCUUCUGGAGGGUGAAGAGACUCGCUUUAGGGGUUUUGUUGAUUCCUACCCAAGUCCCGCCUUCCCAUACCGUCAGCCAAUGACCUCCAAAGCAAAGAAAGAGGACAAACAGGCAGACCUGAACGAGGAACUGGCCGCCGUAGCGGAGGAGCUCCAGGCAGAGGGGGGUGAGGAAGAGGAGGGGGAUGAGGAAGAGCAGGAGGCUGUGGAAGAAGAGGUGGCUGCCUCCAAGCAGCCUAAAGUGAGUGCUACACCCCCUACAGGAGAGGAGGAGGAGGGUGAUGAGGAGGAGGAAGAAAGAGUAGAGGAAGGGGAGGAGGAAGAAAAAGUAGAGGGGGAUAAGGAGGAGGGAGAGGAGGAAGAGAAGGCAGAUGCUGAGGAAGAGGAAGAAACCAGCAAAGGAUCUAAAGAUGAGGAGCAGGAUGAUAAAGAACAAGAGUCAGGAGAGAAAGAGAAAAAGAGUGACUCAGGAGAGGAGAAGAAGAGUGAUAUAGAGAAAAAGGAGAAGAAGAGUGACUCAGAAGGAGAGGAGAAGAAGAAGAGUGAUUCAGAAGGAGAGGAGAAGAAGAAGGAGAAGAGUCAUACAGAGAAAGAGGAGAAGAAGAGUGAUACAGAGAAAGAGGAGAAGAAGAGUGAUUCAGAAGGAGAGGAGAAGAAGAGUGAUACAGAGAAAGAGGAGAAGAAGAGUGAUUCAGGGGGAGAGGAGAAGAAGAGUGAUACAGAGAAAGAGGAGAAGAAGAGUGAUUCAGAAGGAGAAGAGAAGAAGAGUGACACAGAGAAAGAGGAGAAGAAAGGUGAUACAGAGAAAGAGAAGGAGGAGGAGAAGGAGGAGGAAGAGGCAGCUGUCACCAACGGAGAACAGAAGAGUCCCACCCAGACAGCUGGAAGCCCAAAAGAGGAGGUGGUUCUGACCCAAACCGUAGAGACCAUCACCAACGGAGAGAAGGUCGCCCCCAAGCCUGCCAAGAGCAAGGCAGCCGUGGAGGUCAAAGAGGAAAAACCCACCCCCAAGACAUCUGCCCCAGCCUCUACUGCCCCAGCCUCUAAAGAGGUGAAAGAGAAGUAAUACGUAACACUACGAGUCAAAACUACUAAGACAAGCUACAGCAAGUGAUUAUAGCUGCAUGUAAUGCUGAAUAUGGUUAAGGAGGAGAGAUGUUUGGGCAUAUGUCAGGGAUAGGAUCUACAUGAGAACAAAUAUGCAUAAACACUAUGAGACCUUAGAGCUUCAGAAGAGAGUGAGUACUGAGUUGGUGCUAUGCUGGCAUGAGAAAGGUCA